UUUAACUCUUUUAGAACUUUGGUCUAGUUUUCACUGCUUUACAUAAUUAUUUAUUAUCAAAAGAUAAACGAGAUUUAGCAGAAGAGCCAUUGGGUGUUAUUAACGUUCCACCAACCAUGAUGAUAAGUUCAUGUACACACAUGGGGAGAUGCAUUUUUCAGUUGACCAGAAGCUGUACGAAGGUGUUAAGACGCUCCUCCAAGCUUGAAUUAUUGAGAAUUAGCCAAUCUAGUUACCAUAUGGCAGGCCAAACUGAGCUGAAAGAGUGCCAGGGGGAUUGGGUAGUGGACUUACGGAGUGACACUCUCACUAAACCCACCCCCGGCAUGAGGCAAGCCAUGGCCAAUGCUGAGGUAGGGGAUGAUGUCUUUGGGGAAGACCCAACAGUAAAUGAAUUGCAAAAAAGAUGUGCUGAUCUGUUUGGGAAAGAAGCAGCUCUUUUUGUGCCCACUGGGACAAUGGGAAAUCUUAUUGCUAUUUUGACACACUGCCAAGGAAGAGGUUUGGAGGCAAUCAUUGGUGACGGUAGUCAUAUUUGUUGGUAUGAGCAAGGAGGAAUAGCACAGUUUGCUGGUGUGAUGCCAGCCUUGAUACACAACAAGUCUGAUGGCACUGUAGACCUUGAUGAACUGAAGAGUAAAAUCCGCCCCCUUGAUGACCCUCACCAGCCCCACACCAGACUCAUAUGUCUGGAAAAUACCCACAACCGUUGUGGUGGCAAGGUUCUUCCUGUCAGCUUCAUGAAAGAGGUAUACAGCAUAGCCCAAGAGAAUAACCUCAGUGUUCACUUAGAUGGAGCGAGGGUUCUUAAUGCAGCGGCAGCCCUGAAAAUACCUGUGUCGGAUAUUUUACAGUACACUGACUCUGUCAAUAUGUGUUUCUCCAAGGGCCUGGCUUCUCCAGUAGGAUCCAUUAUAGCAGGGACAAAAGCCUUCAUAGCGACGGCUCUGAGAAUGAGAAAGGCCCUAGGUGGGGGCCUAAGACAGUCAGGGAUCCUCGCGGCCGCAGCUAUUUAUUCACUGGAUCACAUUGUCCCACGCCUUGGAGAUGACCACAUUCAUGCACAGAUGCUUGCCGAAGGAAUAAUGUCUGUGGACCAAAAUGUUGCCAGUAUAAAUGUGGAUGAUGUGCAUACCAACAUUUUGAUGAUAACUGUUGUGUCAGAAAGAGUGUCUGCAGAGAUGGUGGUUAACAGACUUACACAGGUAACAGCUGCUGAGGAGAAUGAACUAGGAUGUCGAGUGGCCAUCAAGGGAAUGGUUUGGGGACCCAAACUAAUACGCUUAGUCACACACAAUGACAUAUCUUCAACUGACCUUCAGAAAGCUGUCCACAAAAUGCAGUUUAUCCUCAAAGAAUUUUCAUCUUAAUAAUGUCACUACAUACCUCAAAUGACUACCGGUAGUUCAUAUACAAAAGGCAGUUGACUAUUGACAUGAAAAUAGACAGUCAACCCUUGCUUAAUUGAAGUGUAUUACCCUCAAAGUCCCGGAUACUGUAGUAUAAACAGUAAACGGACACCAAGCCAGGUGCCCAAUGGCUGUACAAUUGAUAUCUCCCUGCACUAGGUAACAAGACAGCCUAUAAUUGAAAGAUAACUGAAACAGCAAUUAAUUUACCACUUGACUUUCAGGUUAUUAUUUCACAAAGUGUUAGCCCAUAAAACCUUGGGAAAAGGGAUUUUAUUAUUUUAUCUUCAUGUAUGACACAAAGUCCAAGUCAUUGCUGUACUUCAGUAGAUGCACCCUCACGAAUGUUAGUGUAUGUAUAAGGUAGCAGUGUACAGUAGCGUACGGUGGCCAUGGGUGAUAUUUUUGUACAGUGAAUAACCCCUGUAA
Messenger RNA from Mizuhopecten yessoensis (Yesso scallop), 1838 nucleotides. Its product is annotated as probable low-specificity L-threonine aldolase 2. Lineage: Eukaryota; Metazoa; Mollusca; Bivalvia; Pectinida; Pectinidae. Gene Ontology annotation, molecular function: L-allo-threonine aldolase activity. The transcript has 10 exons. Gene Ontology annotation, cellular component: cytosol. The coding region runs from base 117 to 1370 and encodes 417 amino acids. Gene Ontology annotation, biological process: glycine biosynthetic process; L-threonine catabolic process. The record is from RefSeq and is a predicted model, not a curated record.